AUGAAAAGAGUUAUUCCAAACUGCAGACAUCGUUUAUGUUCUUGGCAUCUGGAGAAAAAUGCCUCAACAAAUGUCCACAUACCAGAAUUUCCAAUUGAUUUUGCACAGUUGAUGUUAAAGAAAUGUAAAAUUGAUGAGUUUGACAAUACCUGGGCUGCUAUGGUGAAACAGUACAAGUUGGAGAACAAUAAUUGGGUGUUGAAUAUUUAUCUGAAGCGUGAUAAUUGGGCUGAGGCAUAUCUCCGUGGUCACAUGUUUGCUAGAAUGAGGAGCACUCAACGUAUCGAGGAUAUGAAUGCACAUUUCAAUAUAUUCCUAGACCAAAAGGUUAGGCUGUACGAAUUUGUAGCACAAUAUGAUAGGGCUCUUGCUAGAAUGCGUGUUAAUGAGGCAGAAACAGAAUCUAAAACAGAGAAUAGUUUCCCGGUUUUGACUACGCCAUUGAGAAGUUUGGAGAAACAUGCAACUGAACUCUUUACUCGGAAGAUUUUUUCAUUAUUUCGACAUGAAAUCAGGAAAGAGGGUAAAUUGUUUGUGAUGGAAAGAGUUCAGUUAGAGGAUCAUCGCACCUAUUGUUUUGGUGAGUACAAGGCACCAACAUGCACGUGGACGGUUGAGUAUUUUCCAGCUGAUAUCACAAUGAAAUGCUGUUGCUUGAAGUUUGAGUCGUUUGGCAUCCCUUGCUGCCACAUGAUUGCUGUUAUGAAAUCUAAACAAUUAAUGUGUAUUCCACCGAGUUGUAUCUUGCAGAGAUGGACAAGACGUGGUAGGUCAAAGCGUCAACAACCAAGUCUUACCCAAAUUUGUAGCACCCUAACACAGACAGCUCGGUUUGGUAUACUCUGCUUCUGUUUUAGUGAAAUGUCAUAUUAUGCCUCACACGCGGACAAAGAUUUUGAAAAGGCAAGGGAAAUAGCUUUCCAGCUGACAUCGCAGAUGAAAAAAUGUUGGGCAAUAAGAAAAUAA
Molecule: messenger RNA, 966 nt
Organism: Camellia sinensis
Lineage: Eukaryota; Viridiplantae; Streptophyta; Magnoliopsida; Ericales; Theaceae
Product: protein FAR1-RELATED SEQUENCE 5-like
Biological process (GO): regulation of DNA-templated transcription
Molecular function (GO): zinc ion binding
Source: RefSeq, a predicted model, not a curated record